AUGGAUCCUGGGCAUCAGAAGUUGGCUUCAGUUGGAUCCCUCGCACUUCUUCCAAACUGCGUGCACACAUUGCUCCUUUGGUUUUUGCCAGAUGGCGCACUGUGCAGGCUCUGCAACUCCAGCCACUUCACGUGCACUGCUGCAAAUGAGCACCCGUCGUGGCAGCAGCGGGUUCUGCAAAGAUUUGGUGGCGAGUUCCUGGAGCUUGGCUACCAGCUUCCGAAGGAGUGGAAGCAACUCCACAAUCGGCUCACGAAAGCUUCUGACAGCUUGAGCUGGCUGGGAGGCGCAGAGCCUCAUCAAAGACGCUCCCGUUUUCCGACUGGCUCAGCCCGGCAAGACAUGGAGUUGCAAUGGUCCCUGGUGGUACCAGAUGAGUCUCUUGGGACUCUUGGGGCUCUGGCAGUUUUGUGCUAUGAUGGUCGAUCUUGCUCCUUGCAUGACUUGGCUACGGAGAAGGUCACCGUUCUCUGGAGCAGUCGAUGGAAUGAGGGGAUCGAGCCACUGCGUGCUGUGGUUGGUCAAGGCUGCAUCUACCUCCUUGCUUGUGCCUCAAAGGUUGACAUCUACUCUUACAGCGGCUCGCGCCAAGGAGAACUAACGCUUGGACAGGGCAAGAAGCUUGACCUCUUGCGCAGCGCGACCGACUUAUUUCUUGCAGAGGGCAGGUUGAUCAUAGAGAGCUCCUCCGAGUUGCUUGUGUGGAACACCGCUGCUCGUUCUCACCUUUGCUGCAUUCCGCCCGAAGCUCAUGCAGAAACGGAAGCCGAGGGUUUGCAAGGACGGCCUUGUGGCAACGGCAUCCUCGCCACCUGGUUCGAAGAAGGAGGACGCGAUGUGAAGUUCUGGAACAUGCAAGAUGAACCACGUCUGCUUAUGCGCUGGGUUCCGGCUCUUUCAGAUCCACAGUGCGUGUUGAUCACCUUUGCCACAUCCACCUUCGAGCGACUGCUGGUAGCAAUUGACUCGACAAACACGGUGCAUGUGGCAGUGAUGCAAGCGAUGCAGGAUUCCGAGGAGGGGGGAUGUAGCGUGAGGUCAGUCGAACUUUACUCCUGCCAGCUGUUUCCUGGCCAGAGUUCACGCAUCUUGCCCUGCUCUGUCGCCGUUAGGUGCGGCGUGCUGGCAUUUGUAGAAGCAGCGGACCUCGAAGCGCAAGAGCGGCAGCUUCAUGUAUGGCAGCUUGCGCAUCACGGCGCGCUGCUCCCGACACCUAUCCGCUUGACUGCCCCUUUCUGCACACAUGGCCCCACGGUCUCAGUUCCCAAGCCGUUGAUGGGCCGCUUUGUGCUGUUGAAAGGCUGCUCGGCCGUGGAGGAAUCUCAUCCCUUCGUGAGUGUCCAUCUCUUCAGCCUGGACCACGUUCACGAAGUUCAAGAAGUUCAAGAAGUUCAAGACGGGCGGGAGCGACAUCGGCUGCGUAAGCUGUACACGCACGGAUGGGAGAACGUUUCGGACUCCACUUUGUUCCGUCGGGCGCAUCCGCUGGCUGACCACCUUUUGGGGAUCUGGAACUUAAGCGACGUACGCUUGGACGGAAAGACGUCGGAGCCCGCUCUGAAGUCCUUCGUCCUCGUGAACCUCUCGCAGAUGGAAAGUGGAGAGCCGGAAAAGUCAGCAAAGAGUUGUCUUCGUAGGCAGCUUUGCUUCUUUAAAGUGCACUUUAUCGCCUUCAAGGAUCACGCGGACGAUCCCUCCAAUUUGUCGGCAGCGACGCUGGCACACCUGCCUCGGGAUGUCGUCCGCUACUACAUGGCUAACGGGAUAAAGCCACGAGGCCUCCAGCGGUUUGAGGACAAAGACGGCAACCCCGUGCCAAAGUACAUCCCCAAGGAGCCCAUCAACUCGCAAGCAGUUCCCGUCAAAGCCAUGCGAAUCCCGAGCGGCUCAGCCAGCGGUUCCCGUGACACUUCCAAGGUGGGGUCAUCGCGCACGGGGACGAAUUUGCCUUCAGGCUCCAAGUCACCAGAGUCUCGUGGCAGAUCGCCGGCUGGGUCCAGGGUCACGAGCAAGUCUGCAUCUGCAUCCAUGAGGUUGGAGAACGCAGUCACUGAUGAGGAGGAGGAAGAGCCGUGGCCAGAGGAGGAGGACUCCGAUGAAGACAAGAAAGAGAAGGACGCCGAGCACAAGUUGCCGAUCUACCUCGAGGAGGAGCGGCUGCGCCUGCUCAACAACGGCGUUGGACUGGGCUAUGAGAGGUUCCGGAUCAUCCGCGCGAUUCGGGAUGGCUUGCCAUCUGCAGCCUUGGAUGUCCUGGUCGACAACAUGUUGCAUGGCGGCUACGGCCACUCGCCGAGCUUUAAAGAUGCGGCGGCUGCCGCCUUGUCGGAUGCGGAGUUCUAUAGUCUUCCGGGCAUGGCGCGCCCUGGAGCAACGAAGGAUUUGGCCGGUGCUGCAUUGGAGAAGGGCCGCCUGGCGAAGAGAAUCCGGAUGGGAUCCGAUGAAGACGACGAUGAUGUCGAUUAUGGGGCGAGGUUGCGUGAGUUGGCGCUACCUCCAAAGUCCUUGGAUCGGAGGAUGGAAGGCCGCCUCGGCCUCCUUCCGAGAGAUCGCGUCCAGAUCAAAGAGCCUGCUCCACGUCGAGAGCGGACAAUGACGGCCAGCUCCGCCGUUAGUCGAGACCCAUGGGAGACUAUGCGUGUUGAAGAUGGUUCAGCUGCGCGCACUCUACUGGAACUGUCGGCCUCUCGAAAUGAAAGCAAGGAUGAGGCGCACGGCUACCCCGGUGUGGCCCGCGGUGCCACGAAAACACUGGAAGAGGCAGCGGGCAUGCUGACCAUGAUGCAAAGCAAUGGCAGCAAAGGCACCCAAGACCCGCCUUCGCCCCACAUGGCCAUGGACGACCUGCAGCAAGAGCUACGACUUGCAGGUCGUGCACGCUCCAACACAAACGAGCCAGACAUGGCAGCUGCCGACACCGAUAUAGAGACCGAGCCAGUGAUAGACACUCUCAGACAGAUGAGUGGCAACUAUGCUAGUUAUGCGAGUAGCUGA
This is a messenger RNA of Symbiodinium natans, 2994 nucleotides long. NCBI's taxonomy places the organism in Eukaryota, Dinophyceae, Suessiales, Symbiodiniaceae. The record is from the annotation of a GenBank genome assembly.